This is a messenger RNA of Dibothriocephalus latus, 396 nucleotides long. The record is from the annotation of a GenBank genome assembly. Lineage: Eukaryota; Metazoa; Platyhelminthes; Cestoda; Diphyllobothriidea; Diphyllobothriidae.
AUGCGUAGGCAACUCUGUUUCCUGCUGAAUUGGAAGGCAGUCGCCCUGAAACUCCAUCUGCUCUUUCUGCUCAAGCAGCUCAAACUCUUAGUGUCGGUGACUUUAGAAGGCAGCUUCAGAGGCCGAAUCAAGGGCCGCUUUGGCACCGAGAGUUUGCUGCUACUGCCUAUCCUACCCCCCCCUCUCCCGCCCUGGGUUGAGAAGAACCAACUAAAGGAAACCUUGAGCCAACUUCAGGUUGCCAGAUCCGGUACCCAGCUGCACAUAGCCGGUCUCGAGCAGGAACUGACACGUCUGAAAAAGGAACUCAACAUUGCUUUGGUGGCCCAACAGGAGCCUGAAGUGCGUAUAGUCUUAUCUGAUACUCAGCAAUGCCUCAUGCGCGCACAGCAAUAG